CAAUGUUCAUGUGGCCUAUACCAGUGACAUUAUGACUUUAGACAAAUAUAAAACGGUUAUUCUACGAGGAAAGUUAACAAAUUUUUACAAAUAUACAACAUGCAGUCAUCUAGUAAUGCUCAGAAUACAGAUUCAUCAUCCGAACCAAUUAUCACAUCAUGCAAAACAGAUGAUGAUAAAGAAACAGGCAGUUUAUCACCUGUAUGGUGCGCAUUCUUACCUGGUUCUGGACACUGUUCUUCUUCAGUAAACACAGAGAAUGUUCUAACUUCAAAUUGUCAAAUGACUGUACAUAUUCUUCGUUUUGGACCAGGCCAAGAUUUGAAGGAAUGCUUGAUUCAUCAUGUUUUGAAGUAUCAUCUGUCUGGAGCUUUCAUUAUCACAUGUUGUGGAAGUGUUAAAACUGCUCACUUACGCUUAGCCAAUCUUCAAGAGAAAGUUUUUGAUGGCCCUUUUGAAAUUACUUCACUUGUGGGUACAUUAACCCAUGAUGGAUAUCCACAUCUUCAUAUUUCACUGGCAGACUCUCAUGGAAAUGUAUUUGGUGGACAUUUACUUGGAAGUAUAAAAAUUCAUACAACAGUAGAACUUGUACUUGGAGUAACUGGUAUUGAAAAAAGCUCAUUAUUAUCAUCAUCACAUACUGAAGAGCAAACUGAUUCCUGUUCUUCUUCUACAAAAGUGAGUAAUGAUCAUAAACCUUCAGGAAUUAGACUGAUAAGAAAGUACAGUGAAGAAACUGGCUUUAAGGAAUUAGCUGCUGAAGAAACUCAACAGUGAUGUGUUAUAUUUUAGAUAAAACUUUAAAUUUUGUUUCCAUUUUCACUGCAAAUACUACUCACAUCAUUAUCAUUAGUAGUAUUGUUUCUCAUUGAAGUAGCUGAAAUAACUGAAUGCUGUGAUUAAAACUUACUAUGUACCGGUGCUAAUUCAGUAUGCUUCCUUUUUAAUCACUGUAUCCUUUUCUUUCACCGGGAAAAAAUCGAUUCCAUCUUCUAGUCCC
Molecule: messenger RNA, 1003 nt
Organism: Trichobilharzia szidati
Lineage: Eukaryota; Metazoa; Platyhelminthes; Trematoda; Strigeidida; Schistosomatidae
Source: the annotation of a GenBank genome assembly